This is a messenger RNA of Adineta ricciae, 222 nucleotides long. NCBI's taxonomy places the organism in Eukaryota, Metazoa, Rotifera, Eurotatoria, Adinetida, Adinetidae. The record is from the annotation of a GenBank genome assembly.
AUGGCCGAAAUCAAUAGUUUAUCCAAAGUUCUCCGCACAAGCAGCAUUUCGUCCGAUCAGGAUGCUGCGUCGAUUCCUUCAACAUCCCGUUCAGCAUCCCGUUCAGCAUCACCCAACUCUAACUGGAUCAUUCAGUAUAAACCUGCUUUCCCAAACACACGCAAGGGUAUUUGGGGUGGUUACGAAACACAAGAAGAAUUCAUGACAAUGCACCUUCGUUAA